Drosophila nasuta is the source of this 1318-nucleotide messenger RNA. RefSeq names its product ficolin-2-like. NCBI's taxonomy places the organism in Eukaryota, Metazoa, Arthropoda, Insecta, Diptera, Drosophilidae. The record is from RefSeq and is a predicted model, not a curated record. Bases 298 to 1137 code for a protein of 279 amino acids. The transcript is spliced from 3 exons.
AGCUGAAUAGGAGUACAAAAUUAAAAUGAAUAUUUCUUUGUGUAGAACAAUUAUAUUGGCAAUAUUAUUGUUUGUAUCUCAAGUGAAUUGUUCGUGUCCCACAAUCUCAAAAGAAUUGGAUGAUCAAUGCAGUACCUAUUGCUAUCAAGUUGUAAAGCCGCUUCUACAAUACGUAAAUACGAUCACAACAAUGACACAGGAACAUUACGAAUUGCAGAAAACAAUUAAGGUGCAAGCCGAAACAAUAAAAAACUUAAACGAAUUGAUGAAAUCUAAAGACUGGAGCAGCAAAGCAAAAUGAUAAAGUUAAGUGUAAGUCAUAGUCAAAAUCAACAGAAUUUAAUUAAUCAACAUAAGAUACAUUCCGAACUUUGGUCAAAAUUUAAUGAGCUUGAAAUUAAAAGUGAAACUCAUCAAAAACUUAUUGAUGAGUAUAAGAUGGAAUUAUCUUCAAUGAAAUUAGAAAUUCAGUCGAAAGAUGACAAAAUAAGGAAUUUACAAACUGAAAAAGUUAAAAUUAAGGAACUACAGAGUGAACAAUCAUCUAGCUGUCUCUGCAGAUCAACCAGCUUUCAUACAAUCACACUCCCCGAUGCUCAACCAUUCACAGUUUCCUGUGAAUCGAAUUUGACUAAAGAUGGAACUGGAUGGACCGUGAUUCAAAGGCGAAAAGAUGGCAGCGUCGACUUCAAUCGAACAUGGGAUGAGUACAAGGAAAGUUUUGGAGAUCUGGCAGGAGAGUUCUUCCUUGGGCUUGAGAAGAUUCACUUGCUGACACAAUCCCAACCUCAUGAAUUGUAUAUACUCCUUGAGGACUUUGAAAACGAAACACGAUAUGCCAGAUACAGUUACUUUGUCAUUGGUGGCGAGAGAGGGUCUUAUAUGAUAGAAGAACUGGGCAUAUUUUCAGGCAAUGCUGAAGAUGGACUGAUAUUUCUAACAAAUUGUGUGUUUUUAACAGCUGAUAGAAUGAAGUAUGUUAAUGAUUACACAAGAUUCAAUGCUUCUGGCUGGUGGUUUCGUCCUAAUAGUUUUAUAAGUAAUCUAAACGGAAAAUAUGCCUUUGCCGAUGGAGAUAAAGAUGCUCACGGGGUAUCGUGGAGAGCUUGGAAAUCACAGCCCUUGAAAUAUGCUUAAAUGUUGAUUAGACCUACAGUGGCGUGCAAGACUGAGUACAUGUUUGCAACUACUGACUUUGGGUUCGCAUAAAAAAAGUUAUUAGUAAAGUAAAUGAGCCCAAAUUUUUUGUGUUUAUUCUUUGAAUCUUUAUUAACAAAAUCUUAUACAAAAUAUAACAAAAAAUACUAAUUGGUUUAUU